UAAGUAUAAGCUGCAGUUGCAAGCAGCAGAUCCCAAUCCAACUCGAGCAAAAGCUCCUAAACCCUAAGGAGAGAGCCCUCGCCGUCGCCGGAAGGACCAGACAGCUUCGCCGUCGCCUCCUCCCCUCCUGGGUCCUGAAGCAAAGCACAAGUUUUUCAGGUUAAACUGAGGCAUAACGCAGAAAGCAAAGAUUUCCUUUAGGUUUUUGUCAUGGAUCAGAAUGUUGGUGCUGUUCAUGGAGAUAACCAUGCGUUCCACAAUGAGUUACGUAGAUCUCUAGUACAUCUGGUUUCCUUUCAACCAGGAAAUGAGAAGCCUUUUUCUGUCGCUGCCAUUCCUAUUGUGUCAGUUAAUGGAUUUUGCUAUAUGAUAUCACAUAGCAAAGUGUUCCGUCAACAAGAUGCGGCCAACUGGCAACAUAGAGUCAUUUUUCCUGAUGAAAUUAUAGUGAUGCUUAGAAUAGAAGAUGUAAUAAUACAAGGAUCUCUGGCAGCAUUUUCUGUUAAUACAACUGCGGAACUGCCAAAUCCAGUAAAAUUCAGUGAACAACAGGUUUCACACAAUCAGGAAGUUCAUACAGUUAAUUUUGAAGGGGUGAUGGAGCCAAGCCUGUUAGUUCGUGGCCGUGUAACGCAUGUAGAUCAAACAGCCUUUUUCCAUGAUUGCACUCCCGGUUCAUUUACUGCACUUGGAUCGCCGGUUUUUAACGAGCGAAGUGAGCUUGUUGGCAUAUGUUGUCGUAAUGAUGGUGUUAUUGGAGCACUCAACAUGAACAGAAUAGCAGAACUGCUUUCAGAAAUCAAUGAAGACAUGGUGAACAUGUCACUAUCUCAGAUUGUGCAGCAUUUGGAGGCAGCAAACCAAGGAAAUUGAAAUGCAUUUUUCUUCUUGAAAACACAAGGGGAGAAGGACUGCAGUGGGGAGCCAUGCUGGCUGCUAAACAAGGUGGCAGGUGAAAUGUUCAACACAAAGUUCGGUUGGAGGUUUGGGAGUUGGGACUCCCAAGACUGGAAUUAGGAAGGAGGGGAAUGGCUGCUGAUGGAAGAUGCUGUGGAAAAGCUACACUCAAGUUGAUCGGGCGGUUAGGAAUCUUUUGUUCUUUUGGCAGGGAUGGAAUUUUGCUUCGUUCUGCAAAACGUUUUUGGUCUGCCUGUAGACCAUCUAGCCGUUGGCGUCUGUGUUUUCAGAUUCUGAACCUUCUUGGCGAUAGGGCCUUAGCUGUUAUUUUCUUCUUCUUUCCUUUGCUGUUCUUUUUCAGUUGUAAUGAACUCUUGCAUGCCAUUUCUUUAAGGGUUAAUGGAAUCCUUACCAUUAUAAA
Oryza sativa Japonica Group (Japanese rice) is the source of this 1318-nucleotide messenger RNA. NCBI's taxonomy places the organism in Eukaryota, Viridiplantae, Streptophyta, Magnoliopsida, Poales, Poaceae. The record is from RefSeq and is a predicted model, not a curated record.